UCUUCAUCCAAGCUCAACAAUGGCUGCCACCAGCAUGGCUCUCUCCUCUCCUUUUGCCGGACAGGCAGUCAAAGUAGCUCCAUCUGGUUCUGAGCUUUCUGGGAAUGGACGGGUUUCCAUGAGGAAGACUGCAGCCAAGCAGGUCGCCUCUGGAAGCCCCUGGUACGGCCCAGAUCGAGUCAAGUACUUGGGCCCAUUCUCCGGUGAGGCACCAAGCUACCUUACCGGCGAAUUCCCAGGUGACUACGGCUGGGACACCGCCGGACUUUCUGCAGACCCCGAAACCUUUGCCAAGAACCGUGAACUUGAAGUCAUCCACUGCAGAUGGGCCAUGCUUGGAGCUCUAGGAUGCGUCUUCCCUGAGCUUUUAGCCAGAAAUGGUGUCAAGUUCGGUGAGGCAGUAUGGUUCAAGGCUGGAGCCCAGAUCUUCAGCGAGGGUGGGCUCGACUACUUGGGCAACCCAAGUUUGGUUCAUGCCCAGAGCAUCUUGGCCAUUUGGGCUACUCAAGUCAUCUUGAUGGGUGCUGUUGAGGGUUACAGAAUUGCCGGUGGACCCCUUGGUGAGGUUGUCGACCCACUUUACCCUGGUGGUAGCUUUGACCCAUUGGGGCUUGCCGAUGACCCAGAGGCUUUUGCAGAGCUGAAGGUGAAGGAGAUAAAGAAUGGUAGGUUAGCCAUGUUCUCCAUGUUUGGUUUCUUUGUUCAAGCCAUUGUCACUGGAAAGGGACCAUUGGAGAACCUAGCUGACCACGUAGCUGACCCCGUUGCCAACAAUGCUUGGUCCUAUGCUACAAACUUCGUCCCUGGAAACAAGUUUGCUGGAGCCCAGAUCUUCAGUGAGGGUGGGCUUGACUACUUGGGCAACCCAAGUUUGGUUCACGCACAGAGCAUCUUGGCCAUUUGGGCUACACAAGUCAUCUUGAUGGGUGCUGUUGAGGGUUAUAGAAUUGCCGGUGGACCCCUUGGUGAGGUUGUCGACCCACUUUACCCUGGUGGUAGCUUCGACCCAUUGGGUCUUGCCGAUGACCCAGAGGCUUUUGCAGAGCUGAAGGUUAAGGAGAUAAAGAAUGGUAGAUUAGCCAUGUUCUCCAUGUUUGGGUUCUUUGUUCAAGCCAUUGUGACCGGAAAGGGACCACUAGAGAACCUGGCUGACCACCUUGCCGACCCUGUUGCCAACAACGCUUGGUCCUAUGCUACAAACUUUGUCCCCGGGAAGUAAACAUCAUAUGUAUAUGAGAGUGAGUAUAGAUGACAUCUGAUGUGAAUUGUUUGUGAAUUAUUAUGUAGCUGUAUAUGGUUGUUUCUGAAUCACAUUGGUUCUUGCAUAAGUUUACUUUUCUGCAUGUCCUUUGCCUGUACACUAGUUUAGCCUUCUGCCGGGUAAUAUAACUUCAUACUGUGGUUCUGGAUUCUA
Molecule: messenger RNA, 1414 nt
Organism: Cynara cardunculus var. scolymus (artichoke)
Lineage: Eukaryota; Viridiplantae; Streptophyta; Magnoliopsida; Asterales; Asteraceae
Product: chlorophyll a-b binding protein 21, chloroplastic-like
Exons: 3
Coding region: 20-1219 (399 amino acids)
Biological process (GO): response to light stimulus; photosynthesis, light harvesting in photosystem I
Cellular component (GO): chloroplast thylakoid membrane; chloroplast envelope; plastoglobule
Source: RefSeq, a predicted model, not a curated record